AAGAUUGUAGAGAGGAGAGAAAAAAGGAGGGGAGUGUGGUGAAUCGGUGUUCCGUCGUUUAUGUGGAUGCGUUUGUGUACAGUGCAUGUAUCUUUUAUUUUCUUUCAUUUAUCGUAUGAUUUUUGGCAUUUCUUCAUUUUUGCUACGCGUAACCGCAAUAUUGUGAAAUAAUUCGAAUAAUAUAGUCUACCGUUUUAUUUUAUUCUUUUGUAAGAUUGUGUUUGCGCCCGGAGCAGAUUGCACAUUUACUGUAUAGCCAUAUUAACACAGCCAUAACCUACAAAUCAUUUGUAAAGAUGCACAUUUGUACCAAAUAAUCCGACACCGGGGCUUUCCUUGGCGGGUCCCACCCGGAGGAUUUACUCUUAUCUUGACUGAGCUCAUCGGACUAAUAAUCCUGAAAUGGCACGGCUAUUGUUUCUGAUUAUUCUCUACGCUCUUCCGUCUCUUGUUGUGCCCAUACAUAAUUCAUCAGCUGGAGGCUGUGCCAUCAUCCGGCCUCCCAGGGAGGGCGGGAUCCGCUACAGAGGCCUGACACAAGAACAGAUCCGCAGUGUGCAGAUUCUCCCUGUGGAUUAUGAGAUAGAAUACAUCUGCAGAUCAAACCGGGUGAUCGUUGGACCCAACGUCAGGAAGUGUUUACCCAACGGCACAUGGACGGACAUGGGGCAGGAAAGCAAAUGCUUACUGCAGUGUCCGCGGGUAUGGACGUCUCUGGAGAACGGCCGGGUCACGGUGAAGCCUCCCGGGCCUCCGGUGGAAGGGACCGUGCUCUACUACAGCUGCAAUGCCGGCUUCAUCCUGGAGGGAAGAAACGUCAGCCAUUGCACCAAGCUGGGAAGGUGGGACGCACCCAAACCCACCUGCCUGUAUGACAGAAACUACACAGGCAAGAAGAAGCUGUACAUCGGAGCUCUGUUUCCCAUGAGCGGAGGCUGGCCCGGCGGGCAGGCGUGCAUGCCGUCCGCUCAGAUGGCUUUGGACCUGGUGAACAACAGGAGCGACAUCCUGCCGGACUACGAGCUGGAGCUCAUCCACUACGACAGCAUGUGUGACCCGGGCGAAGCCACCAAGCUGCUGUAUGACCUUCUGUACACCGAACCCAUCAAGAUUGUGCUGAUGCCCGGCUGCAGCGGCGUCUCCACGCUGGUGGCUGAAGCUGCUCGCAUGUGGAACCUCAUAGUGCUAUCGUACGGCUCCAGCUCGCCAGCCCUGUCCAACCGCCAGCGGUUUCCCACCUUCUUCCGCACGCACCCGUCCGCCACCCUGCACAACCCCACCAGAGUGCAGCUCUUCAAGAAGUGGGGGUGGUCACGCAUCGCCACUAUCCAGCAGACCACGGAAGUCUUCACUUCAACUCUGGAUGAUCUUGAACAGAGGGUGAAGGAGGCAGGCAUCGAGAUCAGCGUUCGCCAGAGCUUCCUCACCGAUCCGGCUGUUGCUGUCAAGAACCUGAAGCGCCAGGAUGCAAGGAUCAUCGUGGGGCUUUUUUAUGAAACUGAAGCCAGGAAGGUGUUUUGUGAGGUGUUCAAAGAGAAGCUGUAUGGGAAGAAGUAUGUGUGGUUCCUGAUUGGCUGGUACGCAGACAACUGGUUCAAGAUCAAAGACCCAGCUAUCAACUGUACAAUAGAGAACAUGACGGAGGCUGUGGAGGGACAUGUGACCACCGAGAUCGUCAUGCUGAACCCAGAGACAGUUCGAGGUGUCUCCAACCUGACAUCACAGGAGUUUAUUGCUGCCUUGAUGUCUCGUCUGGGAGGGAUGAACCCGGAGGAAACUGGUGGAUUUCAGGAGGCCCCUCUAGCCUACGAUGCAGUCUGGGCUUUGGCCCUUGCACUCAAUAAGACUGUGGCACCUCUGAAAGCCAAAGGCCGACGUCUGGAGGACUUUAACUAUAACAACCACGACAUCACUGCAGAGAUUUACAGAGCGCUCAACACAAGCUCCUUUGAAGGAGUUUCGGGCCAGGUGGUGUUCGACGCCCAGGGUUCCAGGAUGGCGAUGACCCUUAUCGAGCAACUGCAAGGAGGCAGCUAUAAGAAGAUUGGUUAUUAUGACAGCUCUCAGAAGAACCUCUCCUGGUUUGGCAAUGAUGUUUGGAUAGGUGCUGGGCCUCCAGCUGACCGGACCGUGGUGACCGAGGAGUACAGGUUCUUGUCUCAAAAGCUCUUUGCAGCCGUCUCCGUCUUUGCUGGUCUCGGCAUUCUGCUCGGCAUCGUCUGUCUGACCUUCAACAUCUACAACGGCAACGUCCGCUACAUCCAGAACUCCCAGCCGUACCUGAACAACAUGACGGCGGUGGGCUGCAUGAUGGCGCUGGCUGCAGUGUUCCCGCUGGGGAUUGACCGUCACCACAUAAACGAAUCCCAGUUCCCCGUCGUCUGCCAGUUCCGCCUGUGGCUCCUCGGCCUUGGCUUCAGCCUGGCGUACGGCAGCAUGUUUACCAAGAUAUGGUGGGUCCACACCCUCUUCACAAAAAAGGACGAGAAGAAGGAGAAGAAGAAGCAACCCUUGGAGCCAUGGAAACUCUACGCAACAGUUGGAGUGCUGCUGGCAAUCGACUUCCUGUCACUCAUGAUCUGGCAGAUCGUGGAUCCUCUACACAUCACGAGGGAGGAGUUCACUAAGGAGGCCCCUAAAGAAGAUCUGGACGUCCUGAUUCAGCCGGUGCUGGAGCACUGCAGCUCCGAGAAGAUGAACACGUGGCUCGGUGUCGUUUAUGGCUAUAAGGGUCUGCUGCUGCUGCUGGGCAUUUUUCUGGCUUACGAGACCAAGUCUGUCUCCACUGAGAAGAUCAAUGACCACCGGGCCGUGGGGAUGGCUAUUUACAACGUAGCUGUGUUGUGCCUGAUCACGGCUCCGGUGACUAUGAUCCUGUCUUCACAGCAGGACGCCUCCUUUGCCUUCGCCUCUCUAGCGAUUGUCUUCUCUGCCUACAUCACUCUGGUGGUGCUUUUUGUUCCCAAGAUGCGCCGGCUCAUCACCCGCGGCGAGUGGCAGUCAGAGCAGCAGGACACGCUGAAGACCGGAUCGUCCACCAACAACAACGACGAGGAGAAGUCCAGGCAGCUGGAGCGAGAGAACAGGGAGCUGCAGAAGAUCAUCCAGGAGAAAGAGGAGAGGGUCUCAGCGCUCCGCAACCAGCUGGCCGAGCGACAGGCUCUACGUAACCGCCGCCCGCCGUCCAACGGCCAGAAUCAGAACCACAACGCCCCGCUGCCCUCGACACAGCCGGACCCCAAGUCCCUGCUUCCCCCGCCCGGCUACCCGAACCCCACCACAGACAAUCACUCCCUUCCGCCAUCCUUCUCCAACUCAUCCAACCUGUACCCGGCGGACAGCAAGAUGAGCCGCAACCACUGUCACAACAGCCAGUUCCCUCUGCUGUACAAGUAGAGGCGAAGCGGGUGGGGGCAGGCGGUCUCACAGUGCACACGGGGGGACACAAAAACACGAGACACUGUGACUUUCACUUGUUUUGGGCGGAGAGCACCGCGGGCGGGGUAGUGACAUCCAGCGUGGAAGCACAAUGAGUUCCAAGGCAGCGCUACACACGGGGAGAGCCACGCCGGUUCCACCGUCCUCACAGUUUUCAUCUCACUGUGUUCGACCCAGAAGCAAAGCACCUGCGGCGAGCCGACGAGGCAACAAGCACAUCUCAGACUAGCAGCACGGCGGGUCUUCUCACAGAUCCCGUGAACAUUAUUAAUAGAGCUCUUUAUUCCUUCCUCAUUGGUUCUCUGGUUCUGUUGUGGAGACGCCGUGUUGAGGAAAACAUGCGUGUUCGUGUCUUUGCUAUAACGUCUCCACAUUUCGUCUAUCGAGUUUGUUGACAUAUUGGCAUACAGUAGUGGUUUAUAUUGUUCUGUAAUAUUUGACCUGUUUUGUCAUGGAGUUGUUCCUUUAUUUGUUUACACUUCAGGAGAGAACUGAAACUUAAAACGGGACAAAGCAAUGUACAGUCUUUAGUUUUUCCAACGCUCCGUCCGAAGAGCAGCUGGUUAACUCAGAAGUGAUCGUGUGCAUUAUUAAAUAGCCAUAACUAAGCGGCCAGGGGGCUCAGCAUGUGUGGAUGUUGUCCAGACCGUGUCAUGCAUUUUAUCUCAUUUCCUAUCGACGUAUCAGCAGACAACUCGUAUCAAAGCAGAAACUGUUGAAUGCUUGCAGAUUUUUGAGGACAGUUUUGAUAGUUUUGCAAGUUGAAAUGGCUCAUUGUUGUUUUUUAAAUUAUCAUAAUUUCUGUGUUGUUUUUUUUAGUUCUUUGCAGGGAUGGUUUGGUGGAAAGAUGAACCCACUCAUUUCCUGAAACUCUCUUUCAUGGUUCUGCAGGCGCUGAGCAGUAACUUGCCCCAUAGUCUCAAAACUAAA
Messenger RNA from Melanotaenia boesemani (Boeseman's rainbowfish), 4368 nucleotides. It is a transcript of the gene gabbr1a, whose product is annotated as gamma-aminobutyric acid (GABA) B receptor, 1a. Gene Ontology annotation, biological process: G protein-coupled receptor signaling pathway; gamma-aminobutyric acid signaling pathway. The coding region runs from base 403 to 3396 and encodes 997 amino acids. Gene Ontology annotation, cellular component: G protein-coupled receptor heterodimeric complex; membrane. The record is from RefSeq and is a predicted model, not a curated record. Gene Ontology annotation, molecular function: G protein-coupled GABA receptor activity. The transcript has 24 exons. Lineage: Eukaryota; Metazoa; Chordata; Actinopteri; Atheriniformes; Melanotaeniidae.